Molecule: messenger RNA, 1674 nt
Organism: Cuscuta campestris
Lineage: Eukaryota; Viridiplantae; Streptophyta; Magnoliopsida; Solanales; Convolvulaceae
Source: the annotation of a GenBank genome assembly
CUUAAUAAAAUUAUGUAAAUAAAUAAAAAUUAUCGAAAGGAAAGAAAAAAAUUAUAAUCAAAAUGAGGACGGAAGGAGUAACAUUUUUUAUUUAAAAUUUGACAUAAUAUUUUAAUAAAUUGAAUUAAAAAUAAUUUAAAUCCAAAAUUCAUAAAGUGAAAUGAAAAGUUAUUUUAGGAUGGAGGGAUUAUUCUAAUGGGGCCCGUUAAAUUAAUUAAGGUUAGCAGAAGCGCCAGUAGCAAGAAAGGGGUCGUGGGGAUGAGCUUCACGCGCGCUCCAAUCUCCUCAAUCGCCGCCAAUCUUUCUUUCUUCCAAUCAAACCCGACCCGACACCCAUUUUCACGUUUCUUCCUCAGCUUGAAUCACCGGCGCAGACACAUUUCCGUUUCCGCCAUCUCGUGCUCGCCGAAGCUUCAAACGCCGCUGUAUCUGCGGCCGGCGUCUUUCAGCGCCGCCCUGUCCGAUCUGAAAAGAUGGCACCUUUGGGCCGAAACCCUAGCUUCUUCCGUGGGCUCUACGUUCCUGGUCCAGGACAACGGCCCGGACUCGGCGCUCCUUCUCAGAGAGCUCAAAUGGCUGGUGGAAGACGCGGUUCAGACGCCGGAAGCACUGCUCUCCUCCGAUUGUCAUUCCACUCCGGUGUCGAUAAGGGCGUGUUUGGACGAUCUUUAUUCUCUCUGGAAACAGAGGGUAGAGGAAAGAAGGCCAUUCCAGUAUGUGGUUGGGUGUGAGCACUGGAGAGAUUUGGUUUUGGGUGUUCAAGAAGGUGUUUUGAUACCCAGGCCUGAGACUGAGCUGAUUGUGGAUUUGGUGGAAGAUGCUGUCGAGGAAGAUGAUCGAUUGAGAAAUGGGCUCUGGGCUGAUUUGGGCACCGGAAGUGGUGCUCUUGCUAUUGGGCUCGCUAGGAUUUUGGGCCCGUCCGGAACCGUUGUUGCCAUCGACUUGAGCCCAAUUGCCGCUGCAGUCGCCUCUGCCAAUGUGCAGAGGUAUAACUUGCAGAGCAAAGUGAAAGUAAGACAAGGAUCUUGGUUUGAGCCACUCAAGGAUGAAGGGAUAGAACUGGAUGGGCUUGUGAGCAAUCCACCAUACAUUCCAACCCAACACAUUGCAGGUUUACAAUCUGAAGUUGCUAAACAUGAACCGAAACUGGCGUUGGAUGGUGGACCAGAUGGUUUAAAAGAUCUUUUGCAUCUUUGCAAGGGAGCUGCUUCAGUGUUGAAACCGGGCGGUUUCUUUGCUUUCGAGACGAACGGGGACGAACAUAGUAAACUUCUGGCUAAUUACAUUGAAACAGAGAGUAAAGGUGCAUUCUCUGAUGUGAAGAUAGUGUCUGAUUUUAAUGGUGUUCAUAGAUUCAUCACUGGAUUCAGAGCUGGAUGAUCAUUCUCUGUUAGUGAAAUGCUCUUUAGAGUAGAUUCUUGAGAAAUGGCAUUUUGAUUCAUGUGCAAAAAAUGUCACUGUGGUUGGUAAUAUAUUCACUCCAGUCUCAAUUAAAACCACAAAACUCUGCUUCAUAAGAGAUGCUGCCAAAAAACUCAUAUCUCUUACCUAUAAGGGUUGUUCUUCGGUUCUGGCAAACUCGUAUCUCAUUAAGGUUCAUAACACUAGCAUGGACCUUAGGACCAUGAAAUAAUUUGCCUACUUUUCUUUUAUAAUCCGUUUAUGUGUGUUCUU